This is a messenger RNA of Larimichthys crocea (large yellow croaker), 3254 nucleotides long. RefSeq names its product NOP2/Sun RNA methyltransferase 6 (gene nsun6). Gene Ontology annotation, biological process: RNA methylation. Lineage: Eukaryota; Metazoa; Chordata; Actinopteri; Sciaenidae. The transcript is spliced from 12 exons. The record is from RefSeq and is a predicted model, not a curated record. Gene Ontology annotation, molecular function: RNA binding; RNA methyltransferase activity. The coding region runs from base 145 to 1539 and encodes 464 amino acids.
GCUGGUGUACAGACAGACAGGUAUCACACAGGUGUGUCCGAUCAACAGGCUGCAUUGCUUCAAUUCAACCAGUGUCAUGUGACCAGGCUAGUGACGUAUGCGGAAGUUUCGGCACAUCCACGACAUGCACAGCGCGCUGAAGAAAUGUCGAUUUUUCCGAGAAUUUCUCUGAAGCCUGAAGUGACUGAAUUUCUCAGGAAUGUGUUCCUGAACAAGGAGGUGUUAGCUGCGGUCGGUCAUCAGGAGGCAGAGUCUCGUUUCCAGAAGCUGCUCACAUGCCUGUCUCACCCGCCUUCGUACACUUGCGUCCGGGCCAGCACUCAUCUAGCUCCGCUGGAAGAGAUCCAACACAAGUUAGAAGAAGAGCUGAAAAAACAGCAGAUGUGCAACUCAUCAGCAGAGGAGAUCUCCGUUCAGAUUCUUCCUCACCCGCGAAUUCCAGAUGUGCUGCUCCUUCCUGUCGAUGGCCCGAGACCUGUGAAGCAGCUCAGCUCGGAGGUGGUGGUCGGUGCUCAGUGUGGCAGCGCUGUACUGAGAGGCGCUCACGUCUUCGCCCCGGGGAUCGUCGCCAGCCCGAAGUACAUGAAGGCUGGAGAUGUGGUGUCCGUCUUCUCUGAUUUGGAGGGUAGGUGCACCCGAGGAGCCACGAGCUUCGAGGGGAAGAGGGUGUUUGUGGGAAAUGGAGUCGCUCAGAUGGAUCGCUCAAGGAUCUUCUGCACUGGGGAACCUCCCAAAGGAAUCGGUGUUCAGAUGGUGGAGCCACUUUACCAGAGUCCUUCCUUUGAUGGCGUUCUACCCAGCCUGGCAUUCCUGCAGAACCUCCCCUCUAUAGUCGUGGGCCACGUGCUCGGGCCUCGUCCUGGAGAACGGAUCUUGGAUAUGUGCGCCGCACCCGGAGGGAAGACCUGUCACAUCGCAGCACUCAUGGAGGAUCAGGGCGAGGUCGUGGCCUUGGACAGGAUUCGAAAUAAGAUCGAUCGGAUUCUUCAAAACGCCCAAACGUUGCAUUUACGCUCCAUCAAAGCCUUUUGCUUUAACAGCACUCAAGCUGUGAGCAGCGACCCGGCGCAGGAAACUGAAGGACCUCCCUUCCCGCCUGAAAGUUUCGACCGGGUUCUGCUGGACGCUCCCUGUAGCGGACUUGGGCAGAGACCCAACAUGGGCAGUACCUGGAGCCUGAAGGAGAUCUGCUCCUACCAGCCACUGCAGCGCAAGUUAUUCCACGCUGCGGUGCGAUUGUUGAAGAAAGGUGGAGUUCUUGUCUACAGCACCUGCACGGUGACUCUAGCUGAGAACGAGGAGCAGGUAGCCUGGGCCCUCGACACCUUCCCCUGCCUCACGCUUCAGCCUCAGGAGCCUCACAUCGGCGCAGGAGGCAUGCUGGGAGCCGGCCUGUCACCGGAGCAGCUUUGCCUCCUCCAGCGGUUCAGUCCUGAGCUGAGCUGGGACCAGACGGGAACAGACCGGGCAGCUCCGCUCCCCUGCAGAGCCGACAGGGACACCAUCGGCUUUUUUAUUGCCAAGUUCCUGAAAAACUGACUACAGGUCGGGAACAAUAGUGUUUAUAUUACGACACUCUGUGUGCUUUGACGGGGUGGAGAUAAAGGAGGGGGGUGAAGUGUUGACAAAGACGCUCACUGCGCUGUUUACAGCAUCUGCCUCUCAACAGCUGCUCUCUAAAACUGCGGGCCAUAUAGGGAUAAGCUUUAUAAACACAGAGGGGGAAAAAGAGAGAGAGGGAGGGAAGGCACGUGGGGAUGGAGGCUGAAUGAGUAUUGGCAAAUGCAGCAGGGCUAGCGUCGCCAUAACAACAGUGACGACACAGCUGCCAUGGUGACAGCGGAUUGGCUGGAUCUCAGGAAGUAGCAUGCAGAAAGAGGUCAUGAGAGGUAUUAAGAAUUUAGUGUCUUUUUAGCAGCGGUGGAGCUAAUUAGUACUUAACAGAGACGAUGCUGUGUGGCUCUGUCUGUGGAGGAGGUUAUAUUAAUUUCUUUGUGAUAAAAGACUUUAAAAUCUCCCUUUUGUGUCAUUUUUAUAUCAAAAAACAACACAAAUUGAUUAAACAUUGUUCUAAAAACACCUUAAAAUACUUAAUGUUCAUUUAUUCAGUGCAGAUUCGUGUGUACGGUCAAACAUCUGGCCCGUGAGGACCUUCACAACGACCUCUUCCUGGGAAUAACAUCAGAUUUUUUAUCUGGAAACACAUCACCGAUUAAAACUACUGCCCCAGUUUUGACGUUCAAACAUUAAAGAUCAACUCCGGGAGCGCUUGUUUCGUCUACUUCCUAUUUUAAGAUUCAUCCCCUCAGUAUUGUCAUUCAUGUCGAUGUUGUCAUGACGACUAAGGAGGCUAGGCCGGUGAGCCUACCUCAGUCGAGUUUUUCAGAUGGACUAUUUAUAGACCCGACAUCGCUUCCCUCCCUUUCCUCCCGUCUGGGUCUUCUUGACAAAGCACACAUCAAAUUCCUCUCCCGCCCUUCUUCGUCCGUCCUUUGUUGCCAACUUUAUUCCUUUUAUAUUUAUGCAUUACGUACAUACACAUGUACACUGUUAGAAAAUCUGUAAUGCUACCAAUGUAGCAUAGAAAUUUAGUUUUUUCUUUUCUUUUGUUUUUUUAAUAAUUACAAUUGUCAGGCAAAAACAAAGACAGUGAAGGGACAUUGGUUGGUGGUUUUGUAAACAGAGAGGCUCAAUUCAGAUUUUCAGAGUCGAUAUGUCUGAAAAUAUGACGUGAUCCAACUUUUGCAUUUCAUUUAAGCACACGGGGGCCGGCGUUGGAGGCUCUUAAACCAUCACUCUACGUUAAAUAGAUCUUUGUCAGGGGAGUGAAAUAAACAAAAUCUUUGUCUGGUAAACAUUUUGAAUCGUUUGAGUUGAUUUUUAAGUGAAGAUCUCCUAAAAUAAACAUUCUUUACACUAUGAAGUGGGAGUUAAACAACAUUCGUUAUAAAAGGGGAGACUUAAUAAAAGAUGAACCUCGAUGGAGUUUUGGUACUGUAAGUUGCUAAUGUCAUAUCAAAUCGCUUUCACUUGAAACCAACGUGAAUCAGUUAAAAGUGCAGAAUAAAGGGUGUAUCAAUGUUAUAAAAUGUUUCUGGACCCAUACAAAGAACAGUACUGCAUGUUAAAGAGAGAAAGUUACUCUAGUAAGUUGUUUGUCUUGUAAGGCAAGACCUUUUAAGGUGCACCUCGAACGAGGCAUAAAACCAAAUCAAGUCUAAAAAACUGUGGACGCAGAAUUCAAAAAAAAAAAA